Messenger RNA from Pseudocercospora fijiensis CIRAD86, 1292 nucleotides. RefSeq lists its product as uncharacterized. The transcript has 4 exons. Gene Ontology annotation, biological process: superoxide metabolic process. The record is from RefSeq and is a predicted model, not a curated record. NCBI's taxonomy places the organism in Eukaryota, Fungi, Ascomycota, Dothideomycetes, Mycosphaerellales, Mycosphaerellaceae. The coding region runs from base 422 to 1168 and encodes 248 amino acids. Gene Ontology annotation, molecular function: superoxide dismutase activity; metal ion binding.
ACCGUAUUUGAAGCCUGAUCCUGGAAGAUGCCGCUCCGCGACUUCGAUCAUUAUUUAUUACCCCGUGGGACAACAGCAGGAGGUCAAAUUUCGCGUACUACCACCUCUUCGUGUUGCGUUCUCUCUCAUCAUCAACUAUCUUUUGGAAGGACACGUUGCUGCUCUGCGACUGUCGAGAUCAAAUCGCCAUCGAUCCUGUUGUUGGAAGUGGUCCAAAGCAGUGACACACUCGCCGCCAGAGAACACGUCAAGCACACCACACCUCAGUAGUGGCUCUUCAGACCCCGACUUCACCUAUCAGAGCAGCCUGAUCCCCCUGCUGGCUCACUGCUGCUGGUCGCUUGCAGCUUGCUUAUAGGAAAUAAUCUGCUCAUACCCUCUCAACACACCUUGAUGGUCAUACCCCUCACUCGCCGCAAAGAUGCAACUCACAGACUUCUCUCUCUAUGCCCUGGGAUUGCAAGCAGGUAACUGGAUGAAUACUGUAUCUUCUAGACUCGACUCUAUCGCAUCAAGCUUUGGUGUCCAAGCAGAGGCCCACGCCAUGGCUUACACACUCCCACCUCUGGGCUACGCCUUCGAUGCCCUUGAACCUCAUUUCGAUGCGCGUACUAUGCAAAUCCAUCAUGACAAGCACCACCAGGCAUACGUCAACAACUUGAACAACCUGCUAGCGGACCAGCCGGAUCUUGCAGCACUUGCUGUUGAUGACCUCGUUGCCCACCUCGACAAGGUUCCAGCUGUGAACAAGACCGGGAUCCGCAACAACGCCGGUGGCCACUCCAACCACAGUUUCUUCUGGAAGAACCUUAAGAUCGGCACCAAACUUGAUGGCGAACUCGAGGCGAAAAUCAAGAAGGAUUUCGGCACUGUCGACGAGUUCAAGGCCAAGUUCGAGAAGGCCGCGACCUCGGUCUUCGGCUCCGGUUGGGCCUGGCUGGUUGAUGACAAUGGCACUCUGAAGGUUGUGACGACGGCCAACCAGGAUAGUCCUCUCAUGGGCACGGCUAUCGCAAACGCAACCGGCUUCCCAAUCAUCGGGCUGGAUGUGUGGGAACACGCUUAUUAUUUGAAGUAUCAGAACUUGAGGCCAGAUUACAUCAAGGCAUACUGGAAUGUCGUCAACUGUGAUUUCGCCAAGCAGCGACUGGCUGAGUCGAAACAUUGAGAUAAUGAUGAUGAUGAUGAUAUGGAUGGUCGAUGUGGAGGAAGUCCAGCCCUGAUUUGACCUGCCGGACAAGUCUUGCUACUCCAACAAAGCUAUGCCGGAUAGCAUCCGGCGCAAUCUUUUG